Messenger RNA from Suillus plorans, 1572 nucleotides. Its product is annotated as peroxisomal membrane protein PEX16. Bases 296 to 1282 code for a protein of 328 amino acids. The transcript is spliced from 3 exons. Gene Ontology annotation, cellular component: peroxisomal membrane. Gene Ontology annotation, biological process: peroxisome organization. Lineage: Eukaryota; Fungi; Basidiomycota; Agaricomycetes; Boletales; Suillaceae. The record is from RefSeq and is a predicted model, not a curated record.
GCGCGGCGGUAAUAGUCUUCCCAGGUCCAACACACCUCCAGCUCGCGGUAUACACACUGGACCCUCUAUACAUGUCGUCAACGUUGAAAAAAUAUGAAAAUUUUCUCGUGAAAAACGUCUCUACCAUCUCCACCCUCGAAUCCUCACUGAGGUCUGUAACAUGGUUUCUACCUGGACGGUUCAAAGACGCCGAUCUUGCUUCGGAGGGUCGUCAGUAUUAACAUUGCUAUAAUUCUUUGUUUGGUUCAAGCAAUAACGUGCGGUCUUAGUGUCUGCGAUACUCCAUGUAUCCAGCAUGUAUCAUGAUACCCUCCUGGCCAGAGUUGUGCAGAGUGACCCUCAUUGGAAGCCUAUCCUUCCCACCCCCUUGCACACGCGCUAUACCCGCGCCUGGUCAGACAAGGUCACAUUAUACAAAUGGGCUGCUCGAUCUUUAGAGCUUAUUCGCUUUACUCAACUUCUUAUUGAAAUGUUGCUUCGGAGGAAAGUCUCAGACAAGAACCGGUGGAGAGGUAUUGUGUUCCUCGAAACUGUGAAAAUGAUUCUACGGUUUACGUUACUCAAAGUCACGACAAGACCACUUUUGUCUCCUCCAAUUCCGGAACGCGACAUUGAUCCAGCAUCGAUGCCCCCUAGCUCUACGCACACUUCUCCGACGCUUGCUCCCACUUCUCCAUCACCGUCUUCCCCACCUACUCCGGAUCAUCUGAAGAAUAAUCACAUUCCCUUGCAGCCAAAUGCUUUGAUGCUCACCCCCGCACCACCUGCCCGUGCUGACACAUCAGUGGAGGAUUAUCUCCUCCCUAAAGCUCUUACAACGUCAUCUGUCAAGCCCUCUAUGCUACUGAUGAAGCCUAUGUCAUCACCCUUGGAGUGGGUUUCCGAGUGCAUCUAUAUCAUUCGCCCCUUGGUUUAUGCGAGUAUGUUAAGCACCAAGAAACACGAGGGCAAGGCUCUCGUGACUGCGUUUGCGAUGGAGCUUAUCUCUCGUAGUUUGAGGCGGACGCCAUCACAUUCUGCAGAUCUAGAACGUGAAGAAUAUGCCCGCAGGGACAGGGAUAUUCUUUGGUACCUUCUGCGUGGCUCUGUAUGGGAGACGUAUUCGAGGUUUGUACAUUUUAUGCCACUUUUGCUGAAGCGUAAUAUCACAAACCUUUUUAGACCCAAGGUUGAGGCUGUAGUGGAGAAGACCGCUAAUACGCCAAUACUUGGAAUCAUCAGUUCUCUCGUGAAGGAUUGGAUACCUCUUGUUGAUGAAUAUUAUUAUUGUGAGUAUUUUUGAUGGAUCCUUGCUCUCGCUGACAGUGACUGGCGCCAGAUACUGCUCCUUAAAUGCUAGCGUGCUAUCGAUGUCAUCUUCCUCCCAAUUUCAUGUACAAUGUUGUACCUAUGUACUUAAACAUUGCUAUAGUGUCGGUGUCUUGGCGUUCUACCUUUACCUCUUCAGGAAACAAGCGAACUCUUGUCAGUAACCUUGCACGAACCUAUCGGUGUUGAUGCGACCAUACAGAGACAUAUAUUUGGAUUUCUCGCUGUCUCACUCUUCCCUCGGUCCGUUAUAUCCGACUGAGG